CGGGCGGCGUGGGCAGCUCGAGCUGUGCGGCAACAUGGUGCGUGGCCGCAUCUCCAGGCUCUCGGUGCGCGACGUGCGCUUCCCCACGUCGCUGGAGGGCCACGGCUCCGACGCCAUGCACACAGACCCUGACUACUCGGCUGCCUAUGUCAUCUUAGAGACGGAUGCGGAAGACGGGCUCAAGGGGUAUGGGCUUACCUUCACUCUGGGAAAAGGCACAGAAGUUGUGGUCUGUGCUGUGAAUGCCCUCGCCCACCAUGUGCUUAACAAGGACCUCAGGGACAUCGUCGGUGACUUCAGAGGUUUCUACAGGCAGCUUACAAGUGACGGGCAGCUCAGAUGGAUCGGUCCUGAGAAAGGGGUUGUGCAUCUGGCUACCGCAGCCGUUCUCAACGCUGUCUGGGACCUGUGGGCCAAGCAGGAGGGAAAGCCUCUGUGGAAGUUACUUGUUGACAUGGACCCCAGGACGCUGUUAUCCUGCAUUGAUUUCAGGUACAUCACAGACGUCCUGACUGAGGAGGAAGCCUAUGAAAUACUGCAAAAAGGUCAAGUUGGUAAAAAAGAGAGAGAAGGACAGAUGCUGAUGCAAGGCUACCCUGCCUACACCACGUCGUGCGCCUGGCUGGGCUACUCAGACGACAAGCUGAGGCAGCUCUGCACGGAGGCACUGAAGGACGGCUGGACCAGGUUUAAAGUGAAAGUGGGUGCUGAUCUCCAGGAUGACAUCCGUAGGUGCCGCCUCAUCCGGAAUAUGAUUGGACCCGAGAAGACGCUGAUGAUGGAUGCCAACCAGCGCUGGGAUGUGCCCGAGGCAGUGGAGUGGAUGGCAAAGCUGGCUGAGUUCAAGCCACUGUGGAUUGAGGAGCCCACCUCCCCUGAUGACAUUCUGGGACACGCCACCAUUGCCAAGGCGCUGGUCCCAUUAGGAAUUGGCGUUGCCACUGGAGAACAGUGCCACAACAGAGUGAUAUUUAAGCAACUCCUUCAGGCGAAAGCCCUGCAGUUUCUCCAGAUUGACAGCUGCAGGCUGGGAAGUGUCAAUGAAAACCUUUCAGUGUUGCUGAUGGCCAAAAAGUUUGAAAUUCCGGUUUGCCCCCAUGCUGGCGGAGUUGGCCUCUGUGAAUUGGUUCAGCAUCUGAUUAUAUUUGACUUCAUAUCCGUUUCUGCAAGCCUCAAGAACAGGAUGUGUGAAUAUGUCGACCACCUGCACGAACAUUUCAGGUAUCCAGUGGUAAUCAAAAAGGCUUCCUACAUGCCUCCUCAGGAUGCUGGUUAUUCAACAGAAAUGAAGGAAGAAUCUGUAAAGAAACACCAGUAUCCAGAUGGUGAAGUCUGGAAGAAACUCCUUGCUGCUUAAGGGAAUUAAAUGUUCAGCCCUAACACCCUUUCCUAAGUGAAAAGUCUUACAUACA
Molecule: messenger RNA, 1412 nt
Organism: Lontra canadensis (Northern American river otter)
Lineage: Eukaryota; Metazoa; Chordata; Mammalia; Carnivora; Mustelidae
Gene: ENOSF1
Product: enolase superfamily member 1
Exons: 16
Coding region: 35-1357 (440 amino acids)
Biological process (GO): amino acid catabolic process; carbohydrate catabolic process
Molecular function (GO): L-fuconate dehydratase activity; magnesium ion binding
Source: RefSeq, a predicted model, not a curated record